Ipomoea nil (Japanese morning glory) is the source of this 2858-nucleotide messenger RNA. RefSeq names its product MATH and LRR domain-containing protein PFE0570w-like. Lineage: Eukaryota; Viridiplantae; Streptophyta; Magnoliopsida; Solanales; Convolvulaceae. The transcript has a single exon. The record is from RefSeq and is a predicted model, not a curated record. Bases 715 to 2469 code for a protein of 584 amino acids.
UAUGAUAUGGAGUCUGCGCACCAAAACAACAAUAAUAAUUUUUCAGAAAUUCCAUAAUCCCAGAUAGCAAAAUCUCACAGGGGGGGUGGGCGGAUCUCGGCCGUCUGAUCAGGAAUAACGAACGAUCCUCUCAAGAUUACACGUGGUACCCAUCUUUCUCUUCUUAUUUGCUUUCGUGCAUGGAAUUCUCCUCCAACUAUAACACCCAAACAAGAAGUAUGAUGAGAGAGAAAAGUGUGAUGAGUAGAGGGAGAGAGAGGGGAGAAGUAGGGUGGGGUGGUGGAGUAGCUUAGAGGAGGAAGAAGAAGAAGAAGAAGAAAGGGUCUCUGGUUUUGUUUGAUUUUUUUUGCACAAAUUUUUUUUUUUUCCAGUUUUUUUGGUUUUUGCUUUGUUGAAAUUCGUGGGCAUUUAGAGAAAAGUGGGUCUGAUCUUUCUGCUUUAAUCUCAAGAAUGUUUCCAAAUCUGACUCUGUGAUCUGUGUCCACCAAUUCCCUCUUGCCAGAUUUGAGCUCUCCCAAAACUUAGGUCUGAUCUGCUGGGCUCUGCUUUCUCUAUCUCUCUGAACUGGGAUCAUCAAAAUCUUGCUCUCAGUGUCCCCAAGAUUUGAGCUUUCUCCCAAUUCCCCCAUUAAUCUUGGUGGGAUUUCCCAAACUGUUUCUGCUAAAACUUUGCCAUUUUUUUUUGGUUUCUGAAUCCGGGUUUUCAGUUGAGGGGAUGAUGAAAUUUGGUGGGAUGGAAGAAGAUCAAGAACUGAUGAAGUUUGUGUGCAAACAGUGCUACAAGAGGUACCCUUGUGGGAAGUCACUGGGGGGGCACAUGAGGUCUCAUGUGGUGGCAAAUUCAGCUGAAAUGGUGGAUGAGAAGGGGGGUGGGGGUGGGGGUGGGGGUGUGGACCCCACAGCCAUGAAAAGAGAUCAUCAUCAUCAACAAAGAUUUGAGCAUGGAGGAGGGUAUUCUAGCUAUGGUCUGAGAGAGAAUCCCAAGAAGACUUGGAGGGCUGUGGACUCAACUUCCCCUUUGCCCCAAGAAAAGGCCUGCAAGCAAUGUGGUAAGGUGUUUCAGUCUCUGAAAGCCCUGUGUGGCCACAUGGCCUGCCACUCUGAGAAGGAGAGGGGGGGUGGGGUCAAGGAUGAUCAGUCAUGGUCCAGUGAGAGCAAGAAGCUAGAAGAAGAAGAUGAAGAAGAAGAAGAAGUGGAUGAUGAUGAUGAUGAUGAUGAUGAUGAUGAGAGUGAUGAUGUUGAUGAUGUUGAUGAUUCUGAUACUGAACCUGAGGAGGACCAGAUCCCAACCACCACAACAAGGGACAACAACAACAACAGAUCACAAUCCACCCAUCAUCCUAAGAGGUACAAGAAACUUGUUGUCAAGUCUUAUUCCUUAUCCUUAACUAACAACAAUAGUAUUGGCUCAUCAUCUGUGUCUGAGAUUGAUGAGCAAGAGCAGGAGGAAGUAGCCAAGUGUUUAAUGAUGUUGUCUAAGGAUUCUGGGAACUGGUAUGGUUCAGUUGUUGAGUUUUCUGACAAUAACUCUGUUGUUCUUGAGACCAAAUCAUCAUCCAUUGACAUGAAAACUUCUAGAAAGAAUGGCAAUGGUAAUGGGAAUGGUAAAGGGGUUGUCUAUAAGGUCUGCAAUAGAGACAAUAAUGAAACUCAAAACCCCCCAACCAAGAAAAUGGGAGAUAAUAGGAAAGUGAUGAAAUCUAGCAUUGUUCAUACUGAGAUGGCAGAAUCCCAGAGCUCUGAUUCUGGGUAUUUCUUAGGAGAAAACAAGGUUGAAUCGGAUGUUUCUGUUAACGGGUUUCUUGCCAAAUGUAAAGUCUUGAACAGAGUAAAAGGCUAUGUGGAGCCAAGGAGGGGGGGAGUGGAGAAGGAGUAUGAGAAUUAUGAUGAUUUUGGAGUGGCAUCGAAUUCCGGGAAGCAAAAGAGGACGAAUGACACUUCUUAUGAUCCCGAAAUGGAGACUGGAUCGUAUAAGAAGACGAAGGUUGUUGCUGCUUCUUCUCCCGGGACUAAUGCUAAUAAGAAGAAGUACGAGUGUUUGAAUUGUAAGAAGAGUUUUAACUCUUAUCAGGCUCUUGGUGGGCACAGGCCUUGCCACAAAAAGACGAAUCCCGAUAUGGAGUCGGGUUAUGGGACUGGCGAGAAUAGCUUAGAUGCUGAUGAGACCUACAACCAUGGGAACGGUGGGAAGAUUAGGGAUUGUUUCGGGAGCAAAAAGGCGGGGGCGACAGAGAAGAAGGUUAGGCCGAAGAAAGGGAAGGGCCAUGAAUGCCCAUUCUGUCAUAGGAUGUUCAAGUCUGGGCAGGCUUUAGGAGGGCACAAAAGGUCACAUUUCAUUGGGGGUGCUCAGGUCAUCAAUGGCAGCCACCAAACUCCAGCUGCCGCCAAGGAAGAAGCGGCCGAUUUGCUCGAUCUCAAUCUUCCUGCCCCGGUCGAGGACGAAGAUGAUGAGCAGUUGAUGGCUUGGUAGUAGGAUUUCUAAUAAGAAAAGAGAAGAAAAGAAGAAAAAAAGAUGAUCACUUUGCUGUUGGGACAAUUUCCAAUUCAAUAAUUCUUGAUCUCAUGCUGGGAUGCAUGCAAAUUUUUGCCUCAAAAUCAAAGAUUUUUCAACAACCACCCUGCAUUCUUGCAGUGUUUAUGAUGAUGAUGAUGAUGUGCAAAUGGCUCUUAAUCUACCAUUCCCAUCACCCAUUUUUGCAUACUCCAAGAAUGCCUCUGUUUUUACUGUUUUCAUCCAUUUGGUUAUCUUCUGCAGAUAAUAACAUUUUGUCCAAGCUACUGGCUUUUCUUGUAUAGACCAUUACACCUUAAUUACUCAGUAAUUCUUUUGUUUUUCUCAAUUGAAGAUGCUUAGUUCUC